CACUCCACUCUCAACUUGCCACAUUUCAAGCCUCCUUUUCUCUGUCCGAUUCUCCUUUACUUCGAACUCGUCCACAACCACCCGAAAAUCUCAACUGGUUCUGAUUCAUAUCUUGGAUUCUCGCUUGCUCACUUUCGCUCUCUGUUUUUCUGUUGUAUAUUAAUAGAUUUAGAUUUCUUUUUCUUCUCCUCAAAGAAACCAAGAGAAAUAAAAAUGGUUUCCCGCUUUUUCUUUCCGGAUUCUUCAGAAUCCAUCUCUUUUCUCAACUGGGUCGUGCUUUGUCCACCUUUUUCCACCGUAUUGUUCUCGGGUUCGUCGAAUUUCUCUCUCUUUUCUUGAUCUUCUAGACCUUCUUUCGCUCUGUCGGCUAAGGGUGGCAAUCUGAAUAGCAUAAAACUUCUCUGCUUCAAAAUCAAAACUCCAAAUUCCAUCUGGGUUUGGGCUCUCUCUCUCUCUCUCUAGGGGUUUAUACCAAAGCAACACAAUCAGAAUUCUCUUGUUUCUCCAUGAUUCCCUUCGAUUCUUAAAAGGUGGGUCUUUUUAAGAUUCUUUAAUUGAUGCUAUUAAGAAAAGGAAAUUCUUGAUUCCCAGUAAAAGAUUCUGAAUUCAAUGCCUUUUAAAUCAUUGUAAAGAUUACAUUCUCUCUGCCUUCUGUCUCUGUUUCUCUUACUUUAAAAACUUGAUUUCAAUCCUUUCUUACAUGAAUUAUCCAGCUAUUGUUGUAUAUUAGUGCUCUGUAAUUAUGGAAACUCUAUAUCCGGGAUCCCCUUGGUGUCUCCAAGUAAGCGAGAGCACAGAAUGGACUAGGGAAGAGAAUAAGAAGUUUGAGAGUGCUCUUGCUAUAUUCGACGAGAAAACCCCUGACCGAUGGAUGAAAGUGGCUGCAAUGAUCCCCGGUAAGACGGUUUGGGAUGUGAUUAAGCAGUACGAGGAAUUGGAAAAUGAUGUUUGUGACAUAGAAGCCGGCCGGGUUCCAAUUCCCGGCUACCUCACCUCUUCUUUCACAUUGGAGUUGGUUGAUAAUUGCAGCUUCGAUGCCUAUAGAAGAAAGUCUUCCACUGCUCGGGGUCCUGAUCAGGAAAGGAAGAAAGGGGUCCCGUGGACAGAAGAAGAGCACAGGCGGUUUCUGAUGGGGCUCCUGAAGUACGGUAAAGGGGAUUGGAGAAAUAUCUCCCGGAAUUAUGUGAUCUCUAAGACUCCAACUCAAGUGGCAAGUCAUGCUCAGAAGUACUUUAUAAGGCAGCUUUCCGGAGGGAAAGAUAAGAGGAGGCCAAGCAUCCAUGAUAUCACAACCGUCAAUCUCACAGAAACUGCAUCAGAAAACAAUAAGCCACACUCAUAUGAUCACUCUUCUGUGCUGACACCACAGCAAAAGCCCACCAGCACACCAAGAAUUUCGCUCGACUGGAAUCAACCUCAUGAUGAAGCUGUCAUGGUUUUCAACUCGACUCAUGGAAUUGGAAACCUUUUCGUGUCACCUCCAUAUGACUUUAAAGUGCAAGGCCACAAUCUGUUUGGCAGUGCUUAUUAUGGAGCAGCUCAUCCCAAACCGCACAACUCAGUGUUUCAAAUCCAAUGCUCAAGACAUCAACAACGUGGAUAAGGCAGCCAUUUUUUUUUUUUCUGUACUCAUUGAUUAAAAAAGUUCCAAGUCCGAUCAUGUUCAGUAUAAUUUCAAUGUUAGUGCCUUUGUCAUGGUUUUCUGUGUGAUUACAUAAAUGGGGGCUCGAGUUACAUGAUUUUGAACAAUACAGAAAGAUAAACUCUUAUACAUGGUGUCAAUCUUUGAACUGUGAAAAUCAAAUAAAAGAUCUUCAAUUUAUC
Corylus avellana is the source of this 1824-nucleotide messenger RNA. Its product is annotated as transcription factor DIVARICATA. Lineage: Eukaryota; Viridiplantae; Streptophyta; Magnoliopsida; Fagales; Betulaceae. The record is from RefSeq and is a predicted model, not a curated record. Gene Ontology annotation, molecular function: DNA binding.